CAUCGCCGCGAGCGCCUGCGCCAUCAUCCCUGAUCCCAGGAUUGGGCUGACCGUAGAGGGCUGGCGCGACGCCGAGGAAUGAGGUCUCCGGAUCCGGGAGCUCGUCGCUGGCGAUGACGCCGAGGAAUGAGGCCCUACCGAAGGCCUCGGAAAGGAUAAUAUAACUAAAGAUAUGCUCGGUGCCUGGUUCACGCGGAGGUUCCUCCACCACCUGUUUUUGGCUCGAGGAGCUCACGUGCAUGGUCUUGGGUACCACAGAACACAAAGGUACAAAGAAGCAGACAGCCUCUGUUCUUACUACAUGAAGCAAGAGCUAGCGAUGAAAAGGAAACGCAACGAUCUCGAUUUCUCACCAUUAAUUGCUCUAUUUAUGCAAAGUGAAUUGGGGGAAUGCUCAGUGUCACCUGCUCCCACAUCACAUCUCUCCCGAGUUGUCACAGCACUUGGAAAAAGGAGGAGUAUACUCAGAAGAUAAGAGAUCUAGGAGCAGUAAAGCAAAUCCAACUUGAUGAAAUCCUCGUGAAUCAACAUAGCAGUUGCAGGGAAUGAGAGCUGAUUGGGGAAUUCAGUUGGCUGCUUGAAGUUAAAGGUUUGCUGGGUUUGAGUAGGGAGAUUGGCGAGCAAUACGGCAAUGCCAGUCCCUCUUGCUCCUUAUCCCACUCCACUUCCACCUGCACCCCCAAGCGGUGGUCAGAGCCAACUUGUUUGUUCGGGCUGCCGAAAUCUGCUUCUCUAUCCAGUAGGAGCAACAACAGUAUGUUGUGCUGUUUGCAGUGCAGUGACAACCGUUCCACCUCUCGGAACAGAAAUGGCACAACUAAUUUGUGGAGGAUGUCACACUCUGUUGAUGUACAUAAGGGGAGCCAGUAGCGUCCAGUGUUCUUGUUGUCACACGGUCAAUCUGGCUCUGGAAGCAAAUCAGGUAGCUCAUGUGAAUUGUGGGAACUGCCAUAUGCUGCUCAUGUAUCAAUAUGGAGCAAGAUCAGUGAAAUGUGCAGUCUGCAACUUUGUCACUUCGAUUGGUGCUUCGCCAAGCACUGAGCAAAAGGCCUAGCUAGUAAGAGAUCCUCCUCAAUCUCUUUGCAAGAAAAUGUUGAGUAUCGAUCUUCUUUUCCACUGAUUGUAUAGAGCCUUCUUCCUUGGCGAAUCCAAUUCUCAAGACAUCCUUCAAAUACAAGAAGAUCCGAGGAUGUCUAUUUGGUGAAGAUUAUUGUAUAAAUAAAUGUUAUAACUAGAGUUGCAUGGAUGGUAUUGUCUAUAGCUUAUGCCAAGUGCUCAUGAUUGUUCACUUAAUCAGCAGUUCUAAUGCAGACCUUUUUCAUGUGUCAAAACAUUCGACCUUUCAUUGUUUUUUUAUUCAA
This is a messenger RNA of Zingiber officinale, 1361 nucleotides long. Its product is annotated as protein LSD1. Bases 632 to 1054 code for a protein of 140 amino acids. The record is from RefSeq and is a predicted model, not a curated record. NCBI's taxonomy places the organism in Eukaryota, Viridiplantae, Streptophyta, Magnoliopsida, Zingiberales, Zingiberaceae. The transcript is spliced from 7 exons.